Messenger RNA from Fusarium odoratissimum NRRL 54006, 747 nucleotides. RefSeq lists its product as uncharacterized. Lineage: Eukaryota; Fungi; Ascomycota; Sordariomycetes; Hypocreales; Nectriaceae. The coding region runs from base 1 to 747 and encodes 248 amino acids. The transcript has a single exon. The record is from RefSeq and is a predicted model, not a curated record.
AUGUCGUUCCAUCUCUUUCCCCUUCUACCGCUCGAAUUGCGAGUGCAGAUAUGGGGAAUCGCUCUGCGGAGUGCGACCAUGUCAGUUGUCUCCCUUAGCUUGGACACCAUGUGCUCCUCGAAAAGCGGAUUAUCCUGUGCUUCUGAGACUGUUCGGCAACCUGGGUCAUAUCGUAUUGCGCUAUCAUGCAAAGAGGCCUUAGCUGAAUGGGAGAGAACUACAAGUCUCUUCUCGGAGUGGGCCUCUGUCAGGUUCUGCGUAUCUCGAACCAUCUUCUUGCUGCUUGACCUAGUGCAGCUGAAGUCUAACUCAGUGAGCGAGACGCUUCUAUUCACAGGCAGGAUUUCGUGUAUCCAGCAUGUCGCUUUCUUCGCAGAAUCGGAAAUCAAUCUGAUAGAAGUCCUGACGAUCCUCACCAAUCUCAAUCAUCUAGAGACCAUCUUCAUAAUUGUUCCGCAAUGCCCUGUCAAAGAUAUGCCAUCUGUAGAUCGCCACAGGAUCCAGUCAACAGCGCAGUUUUUGGCCAAUCUGACAACUGAGUCACCUCCGACUACAGGUUGUAUCGUGACUGAACCAGUCGACCUUUAUCUAGAAGGCAGCUUUCCCGAUCCCAAAUCCGAAGCGUUCUAUACCGACGUUAAUGCUCCUUCCGUAGAACUUGUAAUGUCACGGUGUAGCAAAGACUGUCAACACGACCGGAAACCUGCCAAAUGGUCGAUUGGUUGCUCUCUGCUUCACUGUACAUGA